Lucilia sericata (common green bottle fly) is the source of this 2068-nucleotide messenger RNA. RefSeq names its product thiamine transporter 1. Gene Ontology annotation, molecular function: vitamin transmembrane transporter activity. Gene Ontology annotation, biological process: vitamin transport; transmembrane transport. The record is from RefSeq and is a predicted model, not a curated record. NCBI's taxonomy places the organism in Eukaryota, Metazoa, Arthropoda, Insecta, Diptera, Calliphoridae. Gene Ontology annotation, cellular component: plasma membrane. The coding region runs from base 400 to 1797 and encodes 465 amino acids. The transcript is spliced from 2 exons.
GCUGAAUGGGAGAAUUGAGUUCGAUAUGGUUUGAUUUAUAAAGAUCAUUACGAGCACAAAAUACUACUACCACUAAUACUUAAAACCUUAUUGCUCAACUUAAAUAUAAUUGUGGCGAUAAAACAGUUGUAUCUCUAUUUUAGCAAAAAAAUACCAUAAACCAUUUUCAGUUGACAUUCCCAACACACAUGUUGUACAAAGACGACGCGUCGCGAAGUGAAGCGAGAAAGGUUACGUUAAUAUUCCAAAAGAGGCAAUAACAACAAAAGUGUUUAGGGUAUAAAUAAAAGCAAAACAAUAACCAUAAACAAAAACAAGUCUACUAUAAAUAAAAAAAGAAAGAAAAUAUUAUUGUACUCAACGUGUCUUAAAGAUUUGAAAACUGCAAAGUAAACAAACAUGCAGACAUGGUUACGUAUAUCCCUUCUACUAUGCACAUUUGGUUUCUUUCGUGAAAUGCGCCCUUCCGAGCCAUUUGUUGUGGAAUAUCUAACCGGUCCGGAUCGUAAUAUCACAAGUGAAGAAUUAAAUCGUGAAAUUUAUCCUUUCGGUACAUAUUCGGUUUUGGUACAAUUGAUUUUAGUUUUUUUGGUUACCGAUAUUUUGCGUUAUAAACCCAUCAUUAUACUUUCGGCCUGUGCUGGCAUAGUGCUAUUUGCUAUAUUAUUAUGGACUCAUACAGUAUGGGAGCUAAUCAUUGGGCAAAUCUUCUAUGGUACUUUUAUGGCUAGUGAAGUCGCUUACUACACCUAUAUCUAUGCAAAGGUGGAAAAAUCCCGUUAUCAAAUUGUUUCCGGUCAUACACGUUCGGCGAUAUUGUGUGGCAAAUUUUUGGGUGGUGUUUUUGCUCAGGUUUUGGUUUCAACCGAGAGUUUAAAUUAUCGUGGUUUGCAUUAUAUAUCGUUUGCUUCGCAACUCGUUUCAUUGGUUAUUGCCCUUGCAUUGCCGCCUGUCCAGCAAAGUAUUUAUUUCUAUAAAGCAGAAGACGAUGAUAAUACCACAGAAAGGGGCAAUAAUAGUAAUGCGCCUACAUUGGCUUUGGAAAAUGGUAACACCGAAUUAGCAUUAGAAAGAAAGACUUCAUCUACAAUCGAAACUCCCACCACUGUCGUUAAGCCUAAAUUUUCAUGGAGAAAUGCAUCCCGUUUACUUCUGCAGCACACUGUCAGUGCGUAUUCCAAUCGUACUGUUCUAAAAUGGAGCAUUUGGUGGUCUUUAGCAACAUGUGGUCAAUUGCAAGUUAUUUCCUACGCACAAAUCCUAUGGAAAGAGAUUGAUGAAAAUCAUGAAAGUUUUUAUAAUGGUGGAGUCGAGGCUACUGUCACACUAUUGGGAGCUGCCGCAGCAAUGGCUGCUGGUCUUAUGAACGGUGUACGACACAAGAAAUGGCAUAUGUGGAUUUUAACCAUCUGCUCCAUAUUAAUGGGUGCUUUUCUAAUAAUAUCCGCCGUAACGAAUCUACUUUGGGUAGCCUAUGUUAUGUAUGUCAUAUUUGGCGUGUUUUAUUUCUUUGUUAUAACAAUAGCCAGUGCUAUAGUUGCACAAAAUUUAAGUGAUGACAGUUUUGGUUUAAUAUUUGGCAUUAACACUUUAGUAGCACUGGUACUGCAAACCAUUCUAACUUUGGUUGUUGUUACCGACUCUUUGGGAUUCGGUCUAGAUCCCAGAAAUCAAUAUAUUGUUUAUGGUUUUUAUUUUGUAGCAUUAGCUAUUGUAUAUGCUUUAGCUGUAGUUGUAGGACAAAUAGUUAAAUGUUUUAGAAAAUCACAUGAAAUGGGUGUAAAAUCGACAGAAUAGUUGAUAUCAUAUUGUACAAAUAAUUUAUAUAAUUUCAGGGACUUUUAUGUAUUUUUUCGUACUUAAUCAUGAUACAAUCAUAAUUUGUAUAUUAUGAUACUUAAUAAUUUAUAUAACAAAUUUAAAUGAAUUAUUUAAAAAAAUAUAUAUAGAAUGCAUUUUUUAUUUGUUUAAUUGAUAUGUAUGAACAUAAUUGAAUUUUAAAUUUCUGUAAACGGAAGUCCAUAAAUCCUUAAAAAGUAACACAUCCCAUAGAAAUUAAAGAUUAUUU